Messenger RNA from Acanthochromis polyacanthus (spiny chromis), 969 nucleotides. Its product is annotated as immunoglobulin kappa light chain-like. Gene Ontology annotation, biological process: response to bacterium. The record is from RefSeq and is a predicted model, not a curated record. The coding region runs from base 1 to 969 and encodes 322 amino acids. NCBI's taxonomy places the organism in Eukaryota, Metazoa, Chordata, Actinopteri, Pomacentridae. The transcript has 5 exons.
AUGGCUAUGUGUUUUCUACGUGUUUCCAUGCUCUGGUUUGUGUGUAAAGCACAGUUUAGUGACAUCUCUCAGCCUGAUUCUUUCCAAGCUGUGAAACUAGGAGACAAAGUUAUUAUCUCAUGUUUUAUUUCUAAUUCUGAAAGAAACAGAGUGUGGUACAAAUUAACCACUGAAAGGAAACUGCAGUUGGUGGCCUCAAUAGAUGCAAUGUUUAAUCACAUAAAAUUUGAAAAGCAAUUCCGCCAUUUUUCAGUAAUAUCUGACCACACUAGCAGCCACCUAAUUAUAUCUACGACCGCAAGUGAGGAUGCUGGCACGUACUACUGUGGAGUUAUCAAACUACAAGAUGUUCAGUUUGGAGAAGGAACCUUUCUGAUGAUAAAAGGUGCAAAGAUGAUUAGUGACUUUGUCAUCCAGGAGCCAAAGUCUCAAUCAGUCCAGUCAGGAGACUCUGUGACUCUGAGAUGUUCUGUGCAGUUUCAUCAGUGCGAUGCAGAACACAUUAGUGUCACAUGGCUGAAAAACUCUGAUAAUUCAGCUCCAGAAAUGAUUUACACAUCUGGAGAUCAGAACGACAGCUGCCAGGCUGGAGCAGCUACCUGUGUGUACGAACUUCUCAUGAGGAACCUCAGCUAUGAAGAUGCUGGAGUCUACCACUGCGUUGUUUCUUCAUGUGGACAAAUACUGCUUGGAAAUGGAACCACGAUUACCAACCAUGUUGGACUCAACAAAUCACUUGAUCUGAGCCCAGGUGUUACUGCACUGAUUCUAUCAAACAUCAUCUUUGGCGUCGUGAUGCUUGUGCUUUUAUGGAAGCUUUGCAAGAUUCACAAGAAAGUUGCUGCAGAUCCAGUUAUCUAUGCAGCAGUGACUUCUGCUCCCAGAACCACCUCCUGCCGAUCAGCUCCAGUCAAACACAACACAGAGAGGGUGGUUUAUUCUGCUGUUCAGUACAGUCAGCGAGACUGA